Molecule: messenger RNA, 1859 nt
Organism: Cuculus canorus (common cuckoo)
Lineage: Eukaryota; Metazoa; Chordata; Aves; Cuculiformes; Cuculidae
Gene: GNGT2
Product: G protein subunit gamma transducin 2
Exons: 3
Coding region: 325-534 (69 amino acids)
Biological process (GO): G protein-coupled receptor signaling pathway
Cellular component (GO): heterotrimeric G-protein complex
Molecular function (GO): G-protein beta-subunit binding
Source: RefSeq, a predicted model, not a curated record
CUUCCCAGUUGCCCCACUUCCCCAGCCCAUAAAGCGCUUCUCCACCCCACCUUUCCUCCUCCUCAUCCUCCCCCUCCCUGCAGCCCCACCACUGAUUACCUCGGGCUUUGAGGCUAAUGCCCAACACCUGACCAGCUUAUUCCUUGAGUAUAUUAUCAGCUUAAAGACCAAAGACAUCUGCUUCCCGCUCCCUCCCAGAGAGCCAAAGGAGUCUUCAAGCCUGGAUCAGGACAGUGAGUGCCCAGUCAGCAGCAUCUCCUCUUGGAUGGAUCUCUGAGCAUCUCCACCGCUGAGAGGGGCAGCCCCUCAUUCCCUGAGGGCAAAAUGGCUCAGGACAUGACAGAGAAGGAGCUGCUGAAGAUGGAGCUGGAUCAGCUGAAGAAGGAGGUGAAGAACGAGAGGCAAAUGAUCUCCAAGACCGGCAAGGAGCUCAAGGAGUACAUCGAGUCCAUGGCGGGUGAGGACCCACUGCUGAAGGGAGUCCCCGAGGACAAGAACCCCUUCAAGGAGAAGGGCGGUUGUACGAUAAGUUGACACCCUGCUGCUGGCACUGCCGGGCACAGGGAUAUUCCCGCAUGCAAGCCAAGACUGUCAGAAACCUGCUUGCCCUGUAGUCAGCGUUGGGGAGUCCAGAACCAAAGCAUAGUGCACCCAAACAAUGGCAAAAGACUAAAAAAGGGGAAAAAAACAACCCAGAAGAAAAUCCCCCCCCUGCCACCGGAGAUGAGGCUCAGCAGCCGAUGCAGCGAAUGCUUUGCUGCUCUCACGGCUGAUUUACAUUUGGUUUCCUGCAAGUGAAACCUCUGCAUUUUUAGCAGCCAGCGGCAAACCGGGCUUUACUGAAACGGUGGGGCUGUGUCUGGUCGCGGGGCUGUGCCUGGCCUCAGCCCUCUCCAAGCAGCCCAGCCCCAAUACCGAGCUCCUGCGGUGCAGAAGAGCCUUACAGCAGGACUUUACUCAAGCCACCUCCUCUCGGUGCCUCAGUUUCCCCAUCGGGUACAGGAAUACAAUGUCCAUCCCACUGCUUUGCGGCUUCCAGGGUUCUGAAACAUUAUUCUCUUUAUUCCUACGCAUCCCCUACCACUCCUACAGCCCAUGGCUUCCUCCCACCGUGUGCUCUGCAUCGAGAGGCAGCCAGUGGCCAGCACAGGGCUGGGUGGGCUUCACCCAGCACAGGGUAGGGCACAGGAAGGAGCAAGGCCCCAGGCAGCUUCUUCAAACCCUUGCUCCACCUCUAGGACUCGCUUCCUCCCCUGGAAAACCCCUGACAGCCGUGGGAAAGCAAACCCAGGGCUGUCGAGUCCUGCCUGUGACUGCGAUGACUCCGAGCGCUUUGCAGUCAGCUCCCCUCUGCUGCCCCGGCUGGGUGACGGACAGGGGGCCUGUGUAGUCUCAGCCCACCACAUCCCAUCAGUGAUGGGGAUGACGUGGAGGAGGCGGUUUUGUGGGGGAAGCAGCUUUCAACCCCUCUUGGAGCAGCGUUUCCCCACCUGCUGGCUCUCAUGGAUGGGGCAGCCCUGCUCAGCACCAGGCAGAUGGGUCCCUCGACACCUCAGAUGGGUGUUCUCAUCAAGGUCAGGUUGGAUGGGGCUCUGAGCAACGUGAUCAAGUUGAAGAUGUCCCCUGUCCUCACUGCAACGGAGUUGGACUGGACAACCUUCAUGCUCCCUUCCAAUACAAACCAUUGGAUCUAUGAUUCCCAGCUGAGGUCAGACACACGGCCAAGGCUGCUCCGCAGGCACAGGGCUCCCCACCGCCAGUCCCCCCGCUCCUGGCUGAAAAAGACAAAAAUAAAGGUGUUUUCGUCCUUUCCUGCAGACGCUAAAUAAACCCAUCAGCUCAACCACGGCCUCUGUCCU